Messenger RNA from Dioszegia hungarica, 1044 nucleotides. Its product is annotated as Alpha/Beta hydrolase protein. The transcript has 8 exons. Gene Ontology annotation, cellular component: endoplasmic reticulum membrane. Gene Ontology annotation, molecular function: monoacylglycerol lipase activity; phosphatidylcholine lysophospholipase A1 activity. The record is from RefSeq and is a predicted model, not a curated record. The coding region runs from base 1 to 1044 and encodes 347 amino acids. Lineage: Eukaryota; Fungi; Basidiomycota; Tremellomycetes; Tremellales; Bulleribasidiaceae. Gene Ontology annotation, biological process: monoacylglycerol catabolic process; phosphatidylserine catabolic process.
AUGCUGCCGCUACUUCUGUACACCCUGGUCUUCGGGAUAGCGAUCUUCAUCGCGCUCGCUAUUGUCUGCCUCCCGCCAGUCCAGCGCGAACAAUGCAACCUGCAAGCUGACGUGGUGGCUGCCAAGACUCGGAACUUCUACCUCGAAACCGCGGACGGGAAGCGUAUAGGGAUAUGGCACAUCCUUCCAAGAUCAGUCUAUCAAACCGUUACUGGCGGCUUACCCCCUCGCGAGCCAUUCGGUAAAGAAGUCUACGAGAAGGCUUUGACGCAAAGACCGACUAUACUAUUCUUCCAUGGGAACGCAGCGAACAGGGCAGUCCCAUACCGGAUCCGCAUCUAUACUGCGUUGUCUCAACAGCUGGACUGCAAUGUCAUCGUCACAGACUAUAGGGGCUUCGGCGACUCCACUGGUAACCCAACGCCCGUCGGCCUCAUUAUCGACGCUCGAACGGUAUACGACUAUGUUACUAGCACAAUCGACCGGCAGCGAAUACCUAGACAGGGAGACGCCGAAGCAGGCAAGGCAGAUAUCCUCUUGAUGGGACACAGUCUGGGUACAGGUGUGAUAUGUCUCACCGAGCGGCUCAGGGCGGUAGUCCUCGUCAGCCCCUUCACCUCCAUGAUGGACGUCAUCCAGGACUACACUACGCUUGCUUUCUUGCACUUCAUGGCCCGUCUCGGCCGUAUACCUGGAGUAGCUCCAUUCCUCAAGUUCGCUGUAAAGCACCAAUUCGAGUCAAUCGUCGCCCUCCCCCACAUAUGCCCCACCAUCCCUAUACUCCUCAUGCACGCGCGAAACGACUGGACGAUCCCUAUCACCCAUUCCCGCCGCCUGUUCCAGACUCUCCGGGAUCGAGAAGGUCCCGACGCCGACCCAGCUGACGUGGUGGAGAUGGAGGUACCUCACUGGGGACUAGUAAGCACAUUCAAGGGCAAGGGAGGGGGAGAGGUCAUGUUCUGGGAAGGGGAAUUAGGAGGACAUAAUGAUCUGGGAUGGACAGAAGGGGGACUGGAUCUAAUCAAGAGGAUAGCUCGAAUAUGA